AUGUUGUUGUUGUUGUUUUUUGAACUACAGCUUUUGGCAUUGGACGCAUUAUUUGAAAUUGAAAUCAAAAGUGUUUUUGAGAAAGGAUGGUCAUUUUGUUCAUUCAAGGUUUCUCGGGUCGAUGAUAUUGAAAUCCAGAAGAAUAGCUUUGAUUGUGGCAUUUUGUUGCUUAGAUACAUUAUACACUAUGAUAAUCCGUUGAAAGAUGAGUUAGAUUCUAUCAAUCGUCGCGUGCAACUUGCCCUUUGGUUGUUACAACACCCAAAAAACCAAGCAUUGAUGAAAGUGAUGAAGGCUUUGACUGAUGGAGAUGAAGAGGAUGUUGGCAACAAAAAGAUGAAGAUAGAAGAGGAAAAACCAGCAAAACCAAAAAAGGGCCGUGGCCGUCCUCGACAAUUGAUAACUGUUUUUGUUAAAAAGUUAAAUAAAAAAAAGAAAAAUAAAAAGGGGCAUCGGGUACCCACCAGUACCCUAGCCUGUCUCAAUGCACAUGAUCAAUUAAAAAACGAAGCGUUAAAUUUAAAUACAAGUAAGAGUUUUGUGGCCUGUAACGUCAGGCAACAUAACCUCACAUAUUCUAAAACCGUUGAUUAUAAUAUUUCAAACUGGGAUGCCUUAUGCUCAGUGAAUGACACUGAACCAAAGAUUUUCGACUUUGGUAUAUAUCUCUAUGCUCUACAGUCUGAUGUGGUAAGUGAUGAAGAGCCUGUCUCACGAAAGAUGUUUCAGUCAAUUUGGUGGGCGCUACGGAAUUUGAGUUCUUUUGGUUCAAACCUAAAUAGCAGUAUGGGCACUCUGGAAAUCUUCUUCUCUGCUUCGAUAUCUAUAACUGGCAUGGCGCUAUUUUUAGUAUUUCUCAAUGCAAGGGUUCAGGGUUACAAAGAAAGAACAAAAAGGCAUCUUUUGGAAAAGAAGAACCGAUUGAUGAAACCUGAUAUUGAUUUAUGGUUAUUCAAAAACAACCUCUCGAAGGAUAUGGAAACAGGAGGGACCAAUAAGAAAAAGAAAAUAAUGGAGACAGUGAUCAUUGAUAACAUCCACAAACUUGAAGAAAACAGUGAUCUUAAUGUGCAAAAUAUACUCUCUGUUCUUCCCAAAAAAGACAAACAAAGGAUCAUUCAAUGUAUUUUCGAUGCUUCACUGAAAAAGGCGCCACUGCUGCAAACACUAGAUGAGAAGGUGUUGAAAGCAAUUCGUCAGCAUCUUGUGCCGGUGACUUACACUGAAGAUAGCUAUAUUAUUCAAGAGGGGAAGCCAAUUGGAAAAUUGCUCUUGUUCACUCAAGGAAGCGCAAUCACCUUCUCCCAUGGUGGAACUGGAACAAGUAGUGGCUUUUCAAACAACAAGUGGCUUAAAAAGGGAGAUUUUUAUGGCGAAGAACUCUUAAGUUGGUUCAGAUCUCCCCAGUAUCUGGAUAUACCCAUCUCGACUGAGAAUGUUAUUGCACAAGGGAAAGUUGAAGCAUUUGUUAUCAGAGCCGGUGAUUUAAGGAAUAUUUUCUUGAAGUUCUGGUGGCUUUUUAGCAAGAAAGUAGAUGCUUCUCAGUUAAAGCACUGGGAGCAUCUGGCAGCUUCUUCCCUUGGGAUCCUACUAACAACAUGGCGCCGUCGCAAAGCAGAGAAAGGCUCCCGAGCUUUACCAGAUAGCUCCAAGGCAUGCUGCUGCUUCCCUCAUCAUGCAAAUACUAAAAAAACUCUCUGGGAAAAAUUCUCUGUGAAGCACUAAAUAGCGCAUGUCUUGGGUUGAAGAACAAAUUUGUGUACAAGUGUGUGUUUUUUUUUUUGCUCUGCCGGCAAGUUUGGGAUUGUUGUGGCCAUAUUUAGUUUUUUUUUCAAUGUUGUUUUUUUAGUCAGGAGACUGGAGUGUUAUAGUUUUCUUGUGAAUAAAAUCAUUCCAAUGUUUGGUAAA
This is a messenger RNA of Argentina anserina (silverweed cinquefoil), 1908 nucleotides long. Its product is annotated as cyclic nucleotide-gated ion channel 1-like. Bases 1 to 1725 code for a protein of 574 amino acids. The record is from RefSeq and is a predicted model, not a curated record. Lineage: Eukaryota; Viridiplantae; Streptophyta; Magnoliopsida; Rosales; Rosaceae. The transcript is spliced from 7 exons.